Messenger RNA from Culicoides brevitarsis, 1616 nucleotides. RefSeq names its product CWF19-like protein 1 homolog. Gene Ontology annotation, molecular function: RNA lariat debranching enzyme activator activity. Gene Ontology annotation, cellular component: post-mRNA release spliceosomal complex. Gene Ontology annotation, biological process: mRNA splicing, via spliceosome. The record is from RefSeq and is a predicted model, not a curated record. Lineage: Eukaryota; Metazoa; Arthropoda; Insecta; Diptera; Ceratopogonidae. The transcript has 2 exons. The coding region runs from base 13 to 1605 and encodes 530 amino acids.
AAACGACUCGCGAUGACGGAUAACAAGCAAAAAGUUCUCAUUUGCGGCGACAUCCGUGGCAGCUACAAACAAUUUUUCACCAAAAUUGACUCAACCAACAAGAAAGCAGGACCCUUCGAUCUCGUAUUGUGUGCCGGCUCCUUCUUCAGCGACACAAACAACGACGAAUUGGUUGCUUACAAGAACGGUUUCAAGCAUGUUUCGUGCCCGACGUACAUUUUAGGCCCAACAACCGAGGCUUCGAACGCCUUUUUCUCAACUUUAGACAUGAACGACGACGAAAUCUGCCAAAAUUUGUCAUAUUUGGGAAAACGCGGCUUGUACACGACUUCCAGCGGCUUGCGAAUCGCCUAUUUGAGCGGCACAGAAGCAAAAAGUGACGAAACUGAGACUCCGGCAUGGCAAUUUACGAAAAAAGACGUGAUUGCUGUUCGAGAUUCGUGUCUCGCGAGUAAAUCCAGUGGCGAAUAUCGGGGCGUUGAUGUCUUAAUAACCGCUCAGGAGCCAAAAUUGGGCGAAAAUGAAGGUUCUGUGUUGAUUUCAUGGCUGGCGCUUCAAAUUAAACCGAGAUAUCAUUUUUGUUCGAUGUCGGAAACGUACAAUGAGCGUCCCCCAUAUCGAACGCCAAGGGAUCAAACCACGUCAAUUGAUCUUUCGACGAGAUUAAUUACUUUAGCAAGUGUCACUAAUGCCACAAAAGCGAAAUAUUUGUACGCCGCCAACAUCCAGCCCGUGGAAAAAAUGCGCGUUAUCGAUUUGCUGCAAAAAACUACCGACGAAACGGAAUGUCCUUACCUAAAAUUGCAAUUUAAUGUCGAAACUUCGUCCGGAAUUAACAAAAAUCAGGAGCAAAAUCAAUUUUUCUAUGACAUGAACGAUCCGCAGGACUUCCAUGGCAAGCGACGACACGGCGGAAACAACCACGGACAUCAAAAACGCCCGCGCCAACAACAAUUCGACCAAGAAAAAUGCUGGUUUUGUCUCUCGUCGCCCGACGUCGAAAAACAUCUCGUCAUCACGGUCGGCGAAAACUUUUACAUGGCGAUGCCCAAAGGUCCCAUCAACGAAAAUCACGUUUUGCUGCUCUCCGUCAACCAUAUUCAGAGUUCCGCGCUUCUCUCGAACGAAAGUUGGGAGGAACUUUUACGUUUUAAAGACGCUUUGCGGAAAUUUUAUGCCUCCAUUGGACAAGUUGUCUGUUUUUUCGAGAGAAAUUACCGCACUUCGCAUCUUUUAAUUGACUGUAUUCCGUUGCCGAAGACCCUGGAAUGGCAAAUUAAGCUCACAAUCAACGACAAAAGCGACGAAUAUAAUUUGCAGAUGGAAACGGUGCCGAAUUUGAUGGAUCCGACAGAUUUACCCGACCAUGGACCUUAUUUUUCGAUUGAACUUCCUGAUGACUCGGUGAUGUUAACGCGUCAAAUGAAGAAUUUUCCGAUCCAGUUAACAAGGGAGAUCAUGUGCGCCGAAACUUUGCUGAAUGACGAGUCGAAAAUCGAUUGGCGGGAAUGUAAAUUGUCAAAAGAUGAAGAACUUGAGUACGUGAAGCAGUUUAGACUGAAAUUCGGGCAUUUUGACUUUAAUUUAGACGAGUUCAAAGAAUAAUUUAAUUUUUC